CGAAGAUUCGGACGGGGAACAGAUUUUGUAUUCUGAAAUCAGCUUGCCAGUGGUUCUCGGCUCUAAAACAAGUUCGAAAAGAGGUAGAAAGAAACUGAUAACACCUAAACUUGUCGCAGCUUUAGACCGUUGUCAGUUGAGCAUUAGAGACUCCGUUUACAUUCUUCAUGCGGUUGUAGAAGCGCUUGGUCUGAGCAGUGAUGAUUUCCCAAUUAAUAAAUCCUCGAUUCAGCGAAUUCGUACUCAGAUGAGAAAAUCUAGGGCAGAAGCAAUAAAAACUGAUUUUCAGAACAAUGUUCCUGAUGUAGUCACAGUCCAUUGGGAUGGAAAACUAUUACCAGGGCUGAAUGUGCGAGUUUCAAAAGAAGAACGCUUGCCAAUUAUAGUUUCAUUUGACGACAAAGAACAGCUUCUUGCAGUACCAAAACUGGAGAGUUCUUCUGGUAAACAUCAAUCAAAAGCCGUCUCAACCGCCCUUUGUGACUGGGAUCUUAAUAACAAGGUACAAAUAAUGUGCUGCGACACCACAUCUUCGAAUACUGGACGUUACAAUGGAGCUUGCGCUCUUUUAGAACACACUUUAGAAAGAGAAUUGUUAUUGUUCGCUUGUCGUCAUCAUGUUUAUGAGUUGGUCUUAAAAACUGUCUUCGAAACCAAGAUAAAGCACAUUACUAACAGCGCAGAUAUUCCGCUCUUUAAGAAGUUCAGAGACAAUUGGAAAAACAUCGAUUCAAAUAAAAUUGAACUAUGCCUUGAUUUCGUUAAAGAAUAUGUUGCUGAGACAAAUAUUACAUCUUUGAUAAUGUUUUAUAAAGCAGAACUGGAAAAAUCUUUCAUAAGAGACGAUUAUCGUGAAUUAGUUGAACUUUGCGUAGUGUUUCUGGGAGGAGAUACAAACAAGAAAAUAAAAAUCAGGCCCCCUGGAGCUAUGCAUCAGGCACGGUGGAUGGCAAGAGCGAUUUACUCUUUAAAAAUAUGUUUGCUGCAAUCUCAAGUCAGAAUGAUUGUAAAAGACAAAAGGGCCCUACAAGAUGUUUGCCUAUUUAUCGUCACAUUGUAUGUAAAGCCUUGGCUUGAAUGCACAGUGGCGAUUAAAGCACCUAACUAAGAUUUGUACUUCUUGAAGGCAUUAAAAGAGUACGAAAAAGUUGACACAACAGUUUCAAAAGCUGCUUUAAGCAAGUUCAGCCACCACCUAUGGUACUUGUGUGAAGAGACAGUCAUUUUAUCACUGUUUGAUAAUGAGGUUGAUAACCAAACCAAAAUGAAAAUGAUUGAAAACUUAGACAGGGACAAGAGGUCAGAUGUUGGCAAACGCUAUAUUCCAUCAAAGGAAGAAAUGUCCCAAACGUUGUUUGAUAAAACGCUGGAUGAUUUUGUAUCGGAGAAGAGCAAACAAUUUCUAACUCGACUGCAGAUUGACGACAGUUUUCUUCAGGAAGAUAUAUCUUCUUGGGAUGAUAAUGCUGCUUUUCUGAAAGCUAAAAGUAGGAUAAGUCGGUUGAAGGUUGUAAAUGACACUGCUGAGAGGGCUGUCAAAUUAAUGCAAGAUUUUCAAGGACUUAUCACGGCGGAAGAAGAACAAAAACAAUACCUGUUGCGCUGUGUCAACGAACAUAGACAUUUAUAUCCGGACUGUAAAAAAACCACACUAAAUAGAAGUUACCCUGCCUGAUUGUUAUUAUUUUAUGUGUUUAAAUAAAUAUAAAUAUUACAAUAAAUUCAUUUUCCAUUUUAUUCACUUCAUUAAUUUCAUUUUGAUUAAUUUUAUAGAAGAUACACAAAACUUGGAACAUUCCGAAGAUUCGGACGGGGAACAGAUUUUGUAUUCUGAAAUCAGCUUGCCAGUGGUUCUCGGCUCUAAAACAAGUUCGAAAAGAGGUAGAAAGAAACUGAUAACACCUAAACUUGUCGCAGCUUUAGACCGUUGUCAGUUGAGCAUUAGAGACUCCGUUUACAUUCUUCAUGCGGUUGUAGAAGCGCUUGGUCUGAGCAGUGAUGAUUUCCCAAUUAAUAAAUCCUCGAUUCAGCGAAUUCGUACUCAGAUGAGAAAAUCUAGGGCAGAAGCAAUAAAAACUGAUUUUCAGAACAAUGUUCCUGAUGUAGUCACAGUCCAUUGGGAUGGAAAACUAUUACCAGGGCUGAAUGUGCGAGUUUCAAAAGAAGAACGCUUGCCAAUUAUAGUUUCAUUUGACGACAAAGAACAGCUUCUUGCAGUACCAAAACUGGAGAGUUCUUCUGGUAAACAUCAAUCAAAAGCCGUCUCAACCGCCCUUUGUGACUGGGAUCUUAAUAACAAGGUACAAAUAAUGUGCUGCGACACCACAUCUUCGAAUACUGGACGUUACAAUGGAGCUUGCGCUCUUUUAGAACACACUUUAGAAAGAGAAUUGUUAUUGUUCGCUUGUCGUCAUCAUGUUUAUGAGUUGGUCUUAAAAACUGUCUUCGAAACCAAGAUAAAGCACAUUACUAACAGCGCAGAUAUUCCGCUCUUUAAGAAGUUCAGAGACAAUUGGAAAAACAUCGAUUCAAAUAAAAUUGAACUAUGCCUUGAUUUCGUUAAAGAAUAUGUUGCUGAGACAAAUAUUACAUCUUUGAUAAUGUUUUAUAAAGCAGAACUGGAAAAAUCUUUCAUAAGAGACGAUUAUCGUGAAUUAGUUGAACUUUGCGUAGUGUUUCUGGGAGGAGAUACAAACAAGAAAAUAAAAAUCAGGCCCCCUGGAGCUAUGCAUCAGGCACGGUGGAUGGCAAGAGCGAUUUACUCUUUAAAAAUAUGUUUGCUGCAAUCUCAAGUCAGAAUGAUUGUAAAAGACAAAAGGGCCCUACAAGAUGUUUGCCUAUUUAUCGUCACAUUGUAUGUAAAGCCUUGGCUUGAAUGCACAGUGGCGAUUAAAGCACCUAACUAAGAUUUGUACUUCUU
Messenger RNA from Drosophila suzukii, 2920 nucleotides. NCBI's taxonomy places the organism in Eukaryota, Metazoa, Arthropoda, Insecta, Diptera, Drosophilidae. The record is from RefSeq and is a predicted model, not a curated record.